CCCCCUGCAACACAACGCAAACCUCCUGUCAGACUCCAAAACGAACACAUCUCCGCUUAACGGUCACCCAAACACCACACCAAUUACCUCGGUGGAAAGCGACAAUCGAAACUGGGACAGAACAACAAACAAAAAACAGCAGUCUCCAGAUCAUCUGGAGCGGCGCACCAGCCGGAGCGACCAUGAACGCCCUCCAGCAAAAGUGCCGCCCCAAGCACCAGGUCCUCGUCCUCAAGUGCUACCCAAGGACGACAAAAGGGGCCGUUGACGUCAAGCCAAACUCGAGCGAGCUCAGCUAUCUGCUGUAUUACGCAGCAUCCCGAAAGUCCAAAUUCCAGAAGGUUGGCUCGUUUCUCGAGAAGAAGACGGCUAGCGAUGUCUGGCGUCUAAGAAUUGGCAAUGUACAAGUUACCCUGCAGAUCCUCGAGGCUCUCAUCGAAAAGAACCCCAAGGAUCUACCCCUGUUCGCGCCAUCCGUCCUGAAGAUCCUCGACCUCGUCCUCAAGUCCAAUGAUAUCACGAUGGUCGAGUCCUCGACGCCUACCUUCCAAGCAUUCUGCGCGAACCACGAUGCAUCCUCGCUCUUCGCCGAUCAGGCGUAUCUUAAGCAGUACGAGUCUAUCGUCCGCCAGUAUGCGUCCCUGGCGUCGACACGCAGGUCGCCCGGCAAAACACAGCCGAGCAAGCCUGUCGCGAUGCGAUGGCGCAAUACCGGUCUUGAAGCCAUACGGAGCGUGGCUUCCUCAGAUGCUCUUGCGUCGGUUCAGGGCACCCAGUACGAUAUACUCGUCCCAAUGAUACUGGAAAACCUAUGGACGGAUAACGAGGAGUUCUUGGAGAUUCUUUUGCAUCGGGCACAUCUCGAAGAGAAAGUAGACACCGACAAGCUACUGCUGAGGCGGAGGACCAGUGUUGCCACGGUACGCACCGCCGAGGGUGGCAACGAGCCGAAUCCCAUAGCCCUUGCAGGCUCGGCCAUGGACGUCGACAAACUCGCAGAGGAGGACAUAGGUGUCUUGGCCAUCACCUGUUUGAAGCAGAUCUUUGUCGGCCCGAACCGCUCGCAAAUACAUGCUGCCACAGUGGCACUGCUCAAGUUUAUCGAGGAGAGAGUCAACCAGGAUGAGAAUGUGGUCAAGAAGAGCCCAAGGACAGGCAGGGAUAGCGGCUGGGCUAUCAAGAUCUUUGGACUCAUCUCUCGGUGGGCGCCGGUGCAGGAGAGGUAUGUCAUACUGAUGACAACGAUGGACACACUGGUCCGCAUGUCCCUCUCAGACGAGUCUAUGAGGCACCACAUCGUCUGGAUGGCCAUGAUGGGAGCAUUGCUACGGUCCGACGUGAACCUCAUUGGGCUGAGCGUCAUGGAUGUGCUCUUGGCUCUUAUGCAGCACAUGAAGAGGCUGGUUCAGCUGCCGGGCGAUCCCAGUGGCGCAAGCGCCUCGGACAUGCUGCUCCCUGGCCAACCGGAUCCAAGAUCCCCUACCACUAUCGCCGCCUCAACGGCUGCCCAGGCCACGGCGGCCGCUCGCAAGGAGCUGCUCGAACGGAUUCAACAGACGAUUGGGGAUCUAGCGACACACGUCUACUAUGCCGAUCAAAUAUCAGACAUGAUCUCUGCCAUUCUACAACGCCUCCGACCUUCAAAAUCGAGCAGCCCCGACAAUACCUCGCCACAAGCAGAGAAGAUUGAUGGCCAAGUCAUCAACCCCGAGGACUCUACCGUCGAGUCCCUCUUCUCCCUGACGGUUGCCAAGGUAGCAGCCCUCAAGGCCAUCAAGACUAUUCUGCUCGUGGCAAACCCCCGAACUAAGAUGGCCGGCAAUCUCGGCCUAGCACGAAACAAAGUCUCUAUAUCUGUAUGGGAGGGCACCCAGUGGCUACUUCGCGAUCCCGAAGGCCUUGUACGAAAGGCAUAUGCAGAUGCUCUCAUCACUUGGCUGGAUAGGGAAACAGUCAAGGGAGACCUCAAAGCAGUUGACGAAAGCGCGCCCAACCCUCGCGCGUCCAUCCGUUAUACCAGGGAUCUGGGCAAGAUGGACGUGUCGCCGGCCAGGAGAGCGGCUUCUAGUGCAUCCACUCGCAGGGAACCGAAGCCGACACGUCUGCACUUCCUCAACCUGAUUCAUGUGGCAAUCUACGACAAUGCUCUGCAGUACGUUGAUUACGAAACUGACAUCAACCUGUUGCAUGUGCUUCUGGCGAAGCUGGUCGACAGGCUUGGCAUCAAUGCUGUGCGUUACGGCCUGCCCAUGAUAUUCCGGCUGCAGGAGGAUAUCCAGGAAGUGGAUGCUCCUAUCGGCAAGGUGCGGGUUGGUUGUCUUGUCCACGGAUAUCUAUGGGCUUUGACUGAGAAGUUCAACUUUGAGAACACACUUGUCGGCCGGGCGAUACAUAACGAGAUCAUCAGACGCAGGAGUAAGCACUUCUGGAUCGAGGGAGUGCACGUGCCGCCGCCCUUGUUGGAGUUGAUCGGUACCCCUGGCAUGGUCAAGCCUCAGCCAAAAAUGCCACUUAAUCAGAUCGAGUCAGAGGCGUUGCUUCCGUUCGACGAUCGUUUCGCUCUGAUCGACAGUAUCUGUACAGGCUACCAGGAGUCAUUUGCGUCGCCGCCCACUAGUCCUGCGGCCUCGCCUGGCCGCAGCUUCACUUCACCGAUCCUCGGUUCGCAGAUGAGCGGCGGGUUGUCACCGAACACCGCGAUGGAUGAUGAGCGUGAGGUGCCAUCCCGGUUCCGGGACCAGAUGUACGUGGAGUGGUCGCGCGAUUUGGUCAUUGCCAUGGUGCAGGCAGGCAGCAAAUCUGCUUCGCUCAACGGGUCCAAGACUGGGACAACGGGAACAAGUCGCUACGCCAAUGCCAGGCUGGCUGCAAAUAGCGGAUCUCCCAUGGCAAGCCAGCAAAAUCUGAGGCCGUACUCGCAGCCGAUCGGCAAAGACAUGCUUGCGCCUCAAAACAAUCCCUUGGCAAAAUUACGGAAGUCGAGCCUGAGAAGCAAUGCCACCCCGUCACCGGCCAGCAGUGGACCGAUUCGCAGCGGCGUCACGUCGGUUGAUCAGUUGAAGAUGGUAUUGUCGGGUCAAGUGGCGCCUGCGACGGUGCGUGCUCAAACGAGCCAUGGGCAUGGUGUUGAUGGCCUCGGCGCAGACGAUAGUACCGACAGCCUCGUUAGUUAUGAUAUGACGGUUUCGGAGUUGUCUUUUAAUGCGGGAAGCGUCACCAACCGUCCAGUAUACACUGCUCCGAGACCCCCGUCUCGGUCCAGGUCGCAGUCACGAGAGCGCAGAGCGGCCAGUCGUAGUGGCGCAGAGUCUCCAGGGGGUGUGGACCAGCUCAAUCGCUCAAACAGUUUCGGGAAAAGUAACGGUAACGGCAGGGCCAUGGAGGAUGCCCGACACGACAGACACGACGACGAUGGGGUGCCACCUGUCCCUCCUCUUCCGUCAGGAGUAAGCAGUCCACCACUGCCGCCGUCCCGUGACGGAAAGUCGCCGCCGCCCCGGUCACCCGGUACCCAGGCACCGGUACUGCCGCCCGUCAGCCUAGAGUCUAGUGCCAUCCGACCGGCAAAGACGCGUAGUUUAAAGAGCCGAGGGGGCAGGAACAGCAGGAGUGGAAGUAUUCCGUCCAUACCCGCCCCGCACGCGAUGAGGCCCGCAACGUCUGCAGGUCAUGGCGGGGUUGGGGGCGAUUCUGCGUUCGACCUGGAUGCCCUUUUACUGGGUAUUGAUACAAAGGAUAUGCAAGGCACGCUGGGGAACGUGACGAGGCCAGUCUACUAAGAAAGGGAUUGAUACGAUAUACGUUUGAAAUCACCUAAGUCGGCGUGGGUGGUGGAGAUUGACCAAGGCUAUCACAUAUUGCUGAUUCAGCUAUGGUUGUGGGUGAAGGCAAGAUGUUCUUUGAGCGAUACCACGUGGCUCUUGUGUAUUUUUAUUUUGGCAAGCUCGGAUUCUCUUGAUUUCUUUUGUUAUUAGAUCAGAUAUAGCGGGGCAUGUUUCUUUCGAAAUAUGCCUACCCAAUUAGCGAGGGAGGUUGUGUAUCUUUGUUUUGGUUGCCUUUCUGCUUGUAAGACGAAUAUUUGUUUCACAUGGGGCAGUUGGAAGUUGAUAAUGGGGGGGUGAAAAAUUGACGAGGCAACUCUCUGUACCGUCUUCCCCUUUUUAAGGCACGGCGCCGUUGGCUUGUGUCUUAUCAUUUUCAUUUGUCAAAGUUUCUUUCUUUUUUUUCCACUCCUCAUUCUAUAGAACUUGCGGCGGAUGAGACCACUAUAUCGUUAGGCAUACCGACUCAAAUUUAGCGAGGAUAUUGAGCUUGAGCUUUUGGUCAAGCACCUACGUACGUGAUUUUGGACUACUUGCUUGGUAUUAGCUAAUUGACACUGUACAGCUUCGUAGGUAGAUGAUACUGGGGGCCGAG
Molecule: messenger RNA, 4416 nt
Organism: Pyricularia grisea
Lineage: Eukaryota; Fungi; Ascomycota; Sordariomycetes; Magnaporthales; Pyriculariaceae
Exons: 2
Coding region: 183-3779 (1198 amino acids)
Biological process (GO): protein localization to plasma membrane
Cellular component (GO): plasma membrane
Source: RefSeq, a predicted model, not a curated record